AUGGCACCCUUGAGACUCCUCCGGUCCGCCGUCGGACGGCUCAGGACGGCGGCGCCCGCCGGCCGCGCAGCUUUCUCCAGCGCCGCCGCCACGACGGAGGCCAAGGCGACCGUCCGCGAGGGGGUGAUCGCCGCCGCCGCCGCGGCCGUCGCCGGGUCCGGGCUGGGGCUCUGGCUCAUGCCGCCGGCGCUCGCGGACUCCGGGGAGCUGGCCCGCGCCGCCGCGCCCGGGCAGAUCGCCGCGGCCGGGCAGAUCUCGGCGGCCGCCGGCGCCGUCGAGGAGCGGCACGAGAAGCCCAAGAGGUUCCUGCUCGCAGACUCAUACCGCCGAAGGGUGUUCUUCAACUACGAGAAAAGGAUACGGCUUCGCAGCCCUCCUGAAAAGAUUUUUGAGUAUUUCGCGUCUGUGCGAAAACCGGAUGGGGAAAUGUUCAUGUUGCCUGCCGACUUGAUGAGAGCGGUGGUCCCUGUUUUCCCUCCAUCGGAGUCGAACGUCGUGCGGGAAGGGAGGCUAAGGGGGGAACCCAGCCCCGGAGAGUUGCACUGUGCUCCAUCCAAAUUCUUCGUUCUAUUCGACACGAACACCGAUGGUCUCAUCUCGUUUGCCGAGUACAUCUUCUUUGUUACAUUACUCAGCAUUCCUGAGUCAAGCUUCAGUGCGGCCUUCAAAAUGUUCGACGUUGAUCUCAGUGGGGAGAUAGACAAAGAAGAGUUCAAGAAAGUAAUGGCAUUGAUGCGGUCCUAUAACAGACAAGGAGCUGCCCAUAGGCAUGGCUUACGUACAGGAUUUAAAGUUGGCCAGUCUGUGGAAAAUGGUGGGGUGGUUGAGUAUUUCUUUGGUAAUGAUGGGAAUGAACCUUUACACUUUGAUAAGUUCACAAGUUUUUUGAAGGAAUUGCAUGAAGAGAUUAUUCGUCUGGAAUUCAGUCAUUAUGAUGUCAAGUCGACAAACACCAUCCCUGCAAAGGAUUUUGCACUGUCCAUGGUUGCUUCUGCUGACAUGAAUCACAUUAGCAAGCUACUUGAUAGAGCUGAUACGUUGGGCAAUGACCCUUAUCUCAAGAACUUGCGCAUUACCUUUGAGGAGUUCAAGGCAUUUGCUGAUUUACGUCGAAGAUUGGAAUCAUUGACGAUGGCUAUAUUUGCUUAUGGUCAAGUAAAUGGGCUGCUGACAAAGCAGGAUCUGAAGCGUGCAGCUCAGCAUGUCUGUGGUGUUGAAUUAACCGACAGAGUGGUCGACAUCAUUUUCCAUGUGUUUGACAUGAACAAUGAUGGGCACCUGAGCUCAGAGGAGUUUCUGAGAGCACUACAAAGACGAGAAGCCGAUAUUCAUCAGCCAGCGGCACGAGGAGGUCCCAUGGGCUGGCUGAACCCUAAAAACCGCUCUUCGCUUCUGCAGAUGCUGCGCUAG
This is a messenger RNA of Triticum turgidum subsp. durum (durum wheat), 1410 nucleotides long. The record is from the annotation of a GenBank genome assembly. NCBI's taxonomy places the organism in Eukaryota, Viridiplantae, Streptophyta, Magnoliopsida, Poales, Poaceae.